UCAAAAAGAAAGAUUGGCUAUAUGAGUUAUAGUCAUAUUUAUCCUCACAUGGAUAAGUUCCAAGGCUGGUGUCUGCGAUAACCGCUACCAAAUGACCUAUAACAAUGCUUAUACUGUUAGAAAGUACUUAUGAUGAGUUGGAACCACAGAGCUAAUUGUGGCAAAUGAGAAAAAGAGCUCACCUUAUGAUCAUUAUACUACUAUUAUGUACUUGCAUGAUACAUCAAGUCCAUAUAAUGCAUCAAAAUUAUAUGUGAAGCAAAUGACAACUCCAAACCCAGGUUCCCCUAAUCCACAUGGGUUCAUGGCUCACGAUGGCUUUGUUGAUGAGACGAGAGGGAAAUUUAUAGUGACUGGAAUGGCAUCUUUUACUGGCACCUUAAAUCAUUUAGCAUUUAUUGUCGUAACUCCUGGCUCACCUCCUACUUUCGACCUAAGGGCCAUGAAUCAAGCUCCAAAUCUCCCAAUGGAAAUGAGUAUAUAUACUCUCAAUGGCGCUAAUCUGAUCACUCCAGCAAGCAAUUUAGCAUAUUUUGGGAUGAUCUUGGCUUACAAUAAUAAUUAUGAAUCAAAUAAUCAGUCCCAGAUCCUUUUGAAAAUAAGUCUCACAGACUAUUCCAUACAAGCGAGCAGAUAUCUGACCGGGUUUAUUCCAUAUGGAAUGGGAAGCGGAGGAAUACGCAACAUCACCUUCGCAGGAUCUUAUUCAAGAGGAAUAAUUCUAAGUGAUGGAACAAUAAUUAACAGAGUAUAUAUCCCAAAUGCAGCAACGAAUCAAUAUUUUCGUUACAGCUAUAUACUCUACAAAAUGACAUUUUCAUCCAAUGGUACAGUCAUUGUCAGAGAUAAUGGCAAUACAUACGGUUAUGAUUAUGUCUCAGUACAGACAUCUUUUGGAGAAAGAAUAUUUGAAAUUGGAAUAUUGUCUGACGAUGGUGAUAAUUUCCUAUAUUACAAUCUGAUAAAUCCAUUCGGGGAUUUAAGUAUAAGCAAGAUUCAUUACACAGAAAGAACUGAGGUUGAAUUAUCAGCGUAUUAUGGCUUUUAUCAAAAGACAAAUAAUGAAGGGAUCAUUUUCUUGCGAACUCCUGAUGGAGUAUCAGUAGUUAAGGUAAGAUUGUCCGAUGGAAAAGUGAAUGCAAGAUAUGAUGCAGAUAUUUCUACAUCAUUCGGAUUCAUGUCACAAAGAGGAGAUGAUAUAUAUUUGCAUUAUUCAAGCUCAGGAACCUAUGUUAAAUCCUCAUUUUUACUGACUAAUGGAGCCACAUGUUCAGAUACAUAUGAUUCAAAGACAGGAAACAAAUUGCAUACAGAUGAUUUUACAGAAUAUCGAGAUGCCACAAGAAAAUUCGUGAAUAGCCCAACAACAACAACUUUUACAAUGGGAUCAGGAACUCUAGUACUUUCAGAUGCUACAGCUACUUCUUGGGAAGAAGAUAAUUGUGGUUCAUUUACAUCUACGUUAACAAAUCCUAUGGCAACAUACUUAAAAUUAUGAAAUAAUGCUACAUUAUCCACUUGGGAUUUAUGCUCAUUGAUUAGAACCUCUCAUACUAGUUCUUGUACUAUCCCAAAUGCAGACAAUUAUCUUGAAUCAAUAUAUAUUUCCGAUACUACAUUAAUAAACACUGCUGAUAACACUCCAAUUACAUGGAUGAGUCUAAGCUCAUCAGGAGUACUAACUGCAAGUAACAUCCCAUGUUCAUUGACCAACAACUACACUAUUUCCUUUAAAGCAAACCUCGGGGUAGCUGGGUCUAAUACUGAAAUUCAAUUUAUUAUGCAAAUUGAUGGUCAAAGGCCAUUAAUUAAUGAUACUGUUGCUGAUCAAUCAACAACAGCGUUAAAUUCAUCAAUAUCUUACAAUGUAUCAACAAUGUUUAAAAAUGGCGCUGGAUUUUCUUCACCUCUCACAUAUUCCGCUACUUUGGCUGAUGGAAAUAACUUGCCUUCAUGGAUUUCAUUUGAUGCAACAACAAAGAUAUUUACUAUUACAACUACUGCUAUUCAAACAGCAACAGUCAAACUAAUUUGCACAAAUAAUUUAUCAAAUAAUAAGACGCAAGAAUUUACAGUUUCAAUUACCAAUAAUCAGCCUAAUGUUGCUUCCUCAAUGGGGACAGUUACUCAUGAAGAUAACAGAACUUAUACUGAAACAUUCAACUUAGCUCAAGUAUUUCAAGAGACUGAUCCAAACCAAGUCUUAACUUUCUCUCUUGUGUCUUUUCCUGCUUUUGUUACAGCAACGAUUUCAGGCUCAAAUAUUCUUACAGUUACUAGCUUCCCAAGCUCAUCUGAUGUUGGAGGAACCCAUAGAGUGCAAGUUCUUGCAUCUGAUUCAUUUUCAUCACGUUUAGAUAUACUCACAAUUGUUGUAAUCGAAAAUACCCCUCCUACCCAGCCAGUUGGACUUCAGACUUCAAUCACAGGAUAUGAAGAUACUCAAAACUAUACAGCUUUUCUUCCUUUUGUUGAUGCUGAAGGAAAUGGAAUAAGCUACAAUGUUGUAAAUUCUGAUGGGAGUCCUCUCAAUACAUCAUGGAUCACAUUUGACCAUUCAACUAGAAAUUUAACCUAUACUCCUUAUGGUUCUUUGACGAGUCCAAUGACAUUCACGCUAACUGUUGGAGAUGCAUAUAACACUCCAAGUAAUACUACAAUCACAAUGACAAUAAAGUUCAAGCCAAAGGAUAACCCAGCAAUUGUGUCAAGGCUUGGAGAAUUUGUUGCUCUCUCAUUUUCAUAUUUCCAAGUUCCAAAUAAUAUUAUUACAGACGAUGCUGUGAUUACAAGUUAUUGGGUUACUUUAGAUGAUGGGUCAAGUUCUCCUCCAUCGUGGCUCACUAUUACAUAUCCAGACACAAGUACAAGUGGGCACUUUGAAUUUUCUGGAACUUAUCCAACAUUCCUCAUCGAACUUAUUCCUUUGAGAAUAUAUGCUCGUGAUGCUGACAAUCUUGUAGGAUAUGCUUCAAUACAAUUAGAAACUAAGCUGCACUGUCAUAUCAGUUGUCUUACUUGAGAUGGCCCAACCAUCAACGACUGAUUGAGUUGUGAUACAGGGCGUUUUCUAUAUCAAACAGUCUGUAAAACGGUCUGUCCAAAUGGAUACUAUGGAGAAUCAUCAGAUAAUACCUGCCAAUUGUGUAAUCAAGCAUGCAAGACAUGAAAUGGUUCGACUGACUACGACUGCACUGAAUGUCAAAGGAAUGCUACACAUACAUAUUAUGAGAAUGUCGAUCAGUGUGUAACUCCUUGUCCAACUGGAAAAUAUGGUGAUGAUUUUACAUAUAAAUGUGAAAAUUGCCACUCCUUCUGUACUGAGUGUUAUGGAGGAUUAUCAACACAGUGUACUGCUUGAGCAGUUUCAAACAGAUAUACCUUAGUAUCUCCAGAUACCUGAUUAUAUUUGGUUUGUCCUCAGGGUACAUUCUAUAACAGUACAACAAAUUCUUGCAACAACUGCCAUGAUAGUUGAAAAGAGUGAAUAGGACCAAAUUAUAACAAUUGCACGUCCUGCCCCUUUUCAAGGUUUAUAUCUGAAUCAAGUGGAAUUUGCCAACUUUGCACAGAAAUAAAUGCUGGGUUACAAUUUCAACCUCUUUCUAACACCUGUCUUGAACAAUGUGGAAAAGGAUAUAAUCUUGGGUUCAUAGAAUGAGAUGAUAGCAACACCAUCAGUGGAGACGGAUGUAGUGCUCUUUGAACAAUAGAAACAGACUGGAAAUGUGAGGGUGGCAGCACAACAACUCCUGAUACUUGCAUUAGUCUCAUAGGGCCCACUGCAGAACUGACGUUUAUUAGUAGCUCAACAUAUCUGGCUUCAAUUGCUUUCUCAGAAAAUGUAACAUUUGGAGAAUAUUCAGAAGGAGAUAUUACAAUAUCGAUUGAUGGUCCUCUUGCUCCUUAUGAGUUCAAUUUCACUAUUAACUCCACAACAGAAUAUGUCACUGGGCAAAUCAGGAAUAGGUUCAAAAUACAGUUUGAGUUUUUAUCUAGCCUUGCUGGAGAACAUAAAGAGAAAAUUACUGUAACUUUUAACAAGCCAGAAUUAUUUACCGAUGCAGAUGGAAAUAUUUUGACAACAUCUACCGUUGAUAUAACAAUUCCAUUCUUCAAAGUCUAUAUCUCUGAAGAAGAAAAAGCAGCAGCAAGUACACAGUCCAGUGCCAGUCUUUUGAGUCUGAUUCUUGCAUUAGGAUCCAGCACAUUGAUUUCAGUGGCACUUGGUGGUACUGUAGAGGCAACUUGGCUACUCUUCGGAAGUAUCCAGCUGAUGUCAUUUGUUCCUCUCUUUAAUAUGAACUUACCUGGAAACUUCAGAGAGUUUUCAAAGAACUUAGCAGUGCUGCAUGGAGAGCCAGCAGGUCUCCCGAAUCUGUUCGAAUACUUUAUACCAAAGAACACACAGCCUUUCAACAACUAUUUCGAAUUGAUGGAAUUCAAAACAGAGAAACUGCUCCAUAAUUCUGGAAGGAAGAUUGAACUUUGGGGAAUGAUGUUCUUGGGAAUGGGAAUAUCAUUUGUGCUGUUUGAUACUUUUGGAGAAUCUUUCUUAGGAAAGAUAAUUAGAAUGAUCGAUACCAAAGUCAGAUAUGGGCUUCUUAUCCGCAGUGUUUCUCAGUUUUAUCUCAGUUUCUGUCUCUGAUCAGUUCUUGAUAUCUACACUUUAUCUUGGAGCGGAGGAGACACAAGCUAUAUUUCAAACAUUUCAGCAAUGGUUGGCAUGCUCUUUGUCAUGUACAUUCCGAUAAAGUCGUUCGAAAUCGUUUAUAGAACAGGUGAUUUAAACUCAGAAGAUUUCAAAAAGCGCUACAAAACCAUUAUAGCAGGACUCAAAACCUCAGGACCUCUGUGCUUUCAGUUUAUUAGUAUAUUUUAUUUCAGACGUGCUGUCUACGCUUCAAUAUUUGUAUUAUUUGAGUCAUCCCCAGGGUUCCAAUUGGUUUCCACAAUUACAGUCACAUUAUGAAUGGCAGUUUUCUUAAUAAUCAUCAGACCUUAUGACUCUUUGUUAUCAAUAUACUUGAGCAUCCUCAACGAAUUUUUACUUGUCAUGAUGAUAUCUGGGUGCUUCAGAUUCUUGAAUCCUACAAUAACUCCAAGCUUAAAUACAACUCUAGGCACUGCUUUUGUUGGAAUAGUCAUCGGAACCAUUAUAAUCAACUGGGUCUCCAUCAUCUUUUACGGAAUCGGCAUAAUGAUCCAAAAAUACUUCAAGCACAAAAAGACCCAACAGAUCAAAAAGUUCAAAAACAUCAUCAUGGAAGAAUCAAAAAAUUCCUACGCAAAACUCAAAAAACUCCAAUAA
Messenger RNA from Moneuplotes crassus, 5311 nucleotides. The record is from the annotation of a GenBank genome assembly. NCBI's taxonomy places the organism in Eukaryota, Ciliophora, Spirotrichea, Euplotida, Euplotidae.